Aureobasidium pullulans EXF-150 is the source of this 951-nucleotide messenger RNA. RefSeq names its product putative alpha-ketoglutarate-dependent 2,4-dichlorophenoxyacetate dioxygenase. The record is from RefSeq and is a predicted model, not a curated record. The transcript has 7 exons. NCBI's taxonomy places the organism in Eukaryota, Fungi, Ascomycota, Dothideomycetes, Dothideales, Saccotheciaceae. Gene Ontology annotation, molecular function: oxidoreductase activity. Bases 1 to 951 code for a protein of 316 amino acids.
AUGAUUGGUGGUCUUACAGUAGUGCCUGUCUUAGUAGCUGGAGGGUCUGUCUUCGGUGCUGAAGUAUUUGGUGUCGACUGGAAGAAACCCAUUUCCAAUGACGUAGUGGGGCAGCUUGUCAACUUACAAGACAGAUACGCAGUCUUCAUCUUCCGGGAGACCGGGCUCGAUAACGCUGGACAUAUUGCCUUCUCUAAGCAGCUAGGUGACAAACUUGAAGUCAACCCGUUUUUCUACGGUCGUGAGAACGACCGUGUCGGUGAAUCUUUGCUUUUCGAUGUUGGAAACAUCGAGCUUGAUGGAUCGCUUGUCAAGUCUAACAGUCGUCGAUGGCAUCAUAGUAUGGACAAUGCCCUCUGGCACACUGACUCAACCUAUCAUCAACAACGCUCAAAGUAUUCUCUUCUACUUAGUCAUGGUGACGCUGUCACUGGCGGGUGCUAUACUCACUUUGCAGAUACACGUCGAGCAUACUCGGAUCUUCCACAAGACCUGAAAGACGAGUUAGAGGAUCUCAUAGUCGAGCAUGAUCUUUGGCACUCCCGCAAACUUGCAAGUCCGAUCAUCUACGGCAGCCCCACAGAUCGAGAAAAGGCUUUGAAGCCCCCAGCAUAUCAUCGACUCGUCCAAACAGCCCCAGACGGGCGCAAAACAUUGUACCUUGCUGCUCACGCGAAGUGCAUCAUCGGUCGCUCUUUCGGAGAGAGCCAAGAGCUGAUCUGGCGAUUGAUUGAUCACUGCACUCAAUCCAAGUACGUCUUCAGUAUGGAGUGGCUGUCAGGAGGAGAUGUGGUUUGGUGGGAUAACAGGCAGUCGAUGCAUCGUUCAAAUCCUUACCUAGAAGGCAUGUCAGCAAGAGAUGUUAGACGUUCGACCGUCGUUGACGAUGGUCCAUUUGCAUUCGGUGUCACGUCUCAGGGCAAUGGGGAAUUGAAUAGCCUUGCAAAGUAG